AGGAGGAGGCGGAAGAUGGCGGCGGCCGCGGCGGCGGCGCUGCGGGCCUGGUUCUGGAACGAGCGGUUCUGGCUCCCGCACAACGUGACGUGGGCGGACCUGGCGGGCGAGCCGGGCAGCGGGCUGCAGUACCCGCGGGCCGCGCACGUCCUGUCCGCCUUCCCGCUGGCGCUCGGCAUCUUCGCCGUGCGGCUGCUCUUCGAGAGGUUUAUUGCCAAGCCGUGUGCCAUAAACCUUGGCAUCCAGGACAGUGGACCUCACAGAGCCCAGCCCAAUGCAAUCCUAGAGAAAGUGUUUACAUCCAUCACCAAGUCUCCAGAUGCAAAACGGUUGGAAGGCUUGUCCAAGCAGCUGGACUGGGACGUCCGGAAGAUCCAGCGCUGGUUCCGGCACCGGAGGAACCAGGACAAACCCACCACCCUCACGAAAUUUUGUGAGAGCAUGUGGAGAUUUACAUUUUAUUUAAGUAUAUUUUUUUAUGGAAUCAGGUUUCUCUGGACGGCCCCCUGGUUUUGGGACACACGACAGUGCUGGUACAACUACCCUUUCCAGCCUCUAACAUCCAGGCUUUAUUAUUACUAUAUCUUGGAGCUGGCCUUCUACUGGUCCCUCAUGUUUUCUCAGUUUACAGACAUUAAACGGAAGGACUUCCUGAUCAUGUUCGUCCAUCACUUGGCCACCAUCGGACUCAUCACCUUCUCUUACAUGAACAACAUGGUGCGGGUUGGGACCCUGGUGCUGUGCCUCCACGAUGCCUCAGAUUUCCUUUUGGAGGCUGCAAAACUGGCCAACUAUGCCAAGUACCAGCGGGUGUGUGAUGCUUUCUUCAUGCUCUUUGGGGUCGUGUUCAUCGUGACACGGUUGGGCAUUUACCCUUUCUGGAUUCUGAACACGACCCUGUUUGAAAGCUGGGAGCUGAUCGGUCCUUACCCUUCCUGGUGGCUCUUCAACGGGCUCCUGGUGACCCUGCAGGUCCUGCACAUCAUCUGGUCUUACCUCAUCAUCCGCACGGCCUCCAAGGCCCUGGUGCGGGGCAAGAUUGGAGCUGGACAGUUCCACCCUUUGCAUGUGUCCAAGGAUGACCGCAGUGACGUGGAGAGCAGCUCUGAGGAGGAGGAUGUGACCUGCAACAGCACAAAAGGAGUUCCCAGCACUUCCAGCAACGGCUCCAACCGCCUCAACGGCCACGUGGCCGGUGGCCAGUGGACAGGAGAGGAGUAAAGGCCCUGGGCUGGCCUUGAGCGAGCACGGACUUCUCUUUCAAUAUCUAGUUGCGUUGAGCUCCACAUUCCCAAGUGAUCUUUAAUCAAAAAAA
This is a messenger RNA of Empidonax traillii (willow flycatcher), 1315 nucleotides long. It is a transcript of the gene CERS5, whose product is annotated as ceramide synthase 5. Gene Ontology annotation, cellular component: membrane. Gene Ontology annotation, biological process: ceramide biosynthetic process. The coding region runs from base 16 to 1221 and encodes 401 amino acids. Lineage: Eukaryota; Metazoa; Chordata; Aves; Passeriformes; Tyrannidae. The record is from RefSeq and is a predicted model, not a curated record. Gene Ontology annotation, molecular function: sphingosine N-acyltransferase activity; DNA binding. The transcript is spliced from 11 exons.